AUGCGGCGAAAAAAAAACAGCAAAGGCGGUAACACGAGCAAUUUAAAAUCGCAUCUGCGUUACAAACAUCCAAAUUUGUAUUCAGAAUAUUUGAAAAUUGAUGGGUAAGCACUGAGCUUACAUACAUAAAUACUUAAUAUAUCAAUCUUUCAUAAAACUAAUAUUAUUUUAAAUGUAUUAUUUGAAUCAUUUUUAAAGAAAUAGUACAAUUACUACAUUUGAAGAUCAAGAGUACAAUAUUGAUGAUCCUGUUUUAAUUAAUCCUCAAAGGAAUUUGGCGUCGGAUAGUCAGGGCAGUCAGGCAUCAAUAUCUAAAGGUAUAUAUAUACAUUCAGUUGUAAAUUCGUAGCUAGCCAAAAUUAUUGUUAUCUAAGUAUAUGUAAUAAGUAGGGCUAGGAAGUUGUGCAUAUCGUUCUAAAUUCUACUCUCGAUUCAUAGCAGACCAAACUAGAAAUCCGAGUUAUAGGUACAAGGAUGAGUUUAAAAAUGUUUAAUUUAAAAUGCAUAUUUUGCAUAUUCGGUCAAUUUUAGGAGAAAAGUACAUAUUUAAUAUCUUUUAAAAACAAUUUAAUUUAUUUUGUAUUUUUAUCGUUAUAAUCGUAUGUUAAAUAAUUGUCGUUCAUUUGAAUUUUAAAAUUUUAAGAAACUUUUGCACAGUUACCUAAUAUAAAAUAUUUUUUUUUUUAUUUAGGCAUUUUUAAACAAAGUAAACUAAAAGUAUAUCACCCACUUGAUAAAAAAAUAAUUGAAAAAUAUAAGCAUGCCAUUGCCGUUUGGAUGUGUGCAGACAUGCAACCGUUUAAUUCGGUAGAAAAAAAAGGAUUUAAACAUUUACUUUCCGUCCUCUGUCCUAGUUUUGAACCUCCUAUCCGAAAAUAUUAUUCUGACCAUAAAAUUCCUCAAUUAUACGAAGACGUAAAAAAUUGCAUUAAGGAAAAAUUAAAAGGUGUAUCGUAUCUUGCCCUCACAACUGAUUGUUGGACAUCAGGAAAUGGUCAUCCAUUUAUUGGGUUAACAGCCCAUAUUAUAAAUGAGGAAUGGGAAUUCGAAAGUUUUUGUUUGUCAUGCACUUCUUUGAAUAUCGAUCACAAUAGUUUUAAUAUUAAAAAUAGUAUCAAGCAAAUAUUACAUAACUGGGAUAUUGACGAAUCUAAGAUCGCGAGUAUCACCACAGAUUGUGGAUCAAAUAUUUUAAAAGCUGUUGAACUAAUAUCAUUUAACUAUAUUUCUUGCUUCGGACAUGUUUUAAAUACUGGUGUUACAAAUGCAUUUUCCUUACAACCGUACAAAUAUUGUACUGAAAAUGCAGUAAAAGUAAGAUCUGUUUUCCACUACAGUUCCAAAAUGAAACGUGCAUUAUUAAAUGAACAGACAAAUUUAGAUCUUCUUCCUCUAGUUCCACCGUCUUCGUCUAACACUCGUUGGUGUUCACUACUUCCAUGUUUAAAAUUUUUAAAUACACAGAAUGAAGCGUUGAAAAAUAUUUUAAUAUGCACUAAACACCAACAAAUUUUACCCACUUUUAACCAGUUGAAGUUAAUUGAACGUAUAUUACAUAUAAUGGAUCCUUUAGAACAGUUGAGUCAAGCUUUAGCAUGA
Cinara cedri is the source of this 1599-nucleotide messenger RNA. The record is from the annotation of a GenBank genome assembly. Lineage: Eukaryota; Metazoa; Arthropoda; Insecta; Hemiptera; Aphididae.